Molecule: messenger RNA, 855 nt
Organism: Parasteatoda tepidariorum (common house spider)
Lineage: Eukaryota; Metazoa; Arthropoda; Arachnida; Araneae; Theridiidae
Source: RefSeq, a predicted model, not a curated record
AAAAACUAGUUCACAUUAUUUCCGUUACUCCCACACUCAAAAUAUUUUUAUAGGAGCAACAUUCAAUCUUUUGCUUCAAAAAUAACUGGACAUAAAUACAUUUAACGAUCUUUUCCAAAACAAUUACGUAAGAAUUUUUUUCCACAUGAACUCAACACUGUCAUGGCGUAAUGGCUACCGACAUUUUCCUCGCCCAGAACUUUUCAAAGAUGUCACAUUUCGUUACCCAUGCUGAUAUUGUUGAUUCUGGGGGGCUUUUUGACAUUCGAUCCAGACCAGUGAAUUCGAUAUAAUGAAAAAAGCACCCACGCUGCUACGGAAGUUCAGGCUCUAGACACCAAAGGGUGCCAAUGAAUUCCUGGUAUUUAAACCAAAGGUCAACAAAAUCUGCACGCAAAUUUUUGUUGUCAUCAAUUGAUGCUUCAAAUUUCAACUCCGAAAUAAUUUUAGAUUAGAAGAAUGCCAGUCUACAGUAAACUGUAUAUAUUAGUGAUAAUUCUAAAAGCGUCUAUGGCUCAAGAAGUCCAGGAACGAACAUUUGAUCUUCACAAUUCACGAAGCAUUGGACUAGAAGAAAUAGUUCUGUUUUUAAUUGGUUUAGGCUUAGCGUCUUCCAUAGCUAUGUCGAUCGUGAUGGGACCUAUCUUCGCCAUUUUCUAUUCGUCUAUUAAUGGUCUUCCAUUUGGUGGUAUCAAUGGCGGAAAUCAAAUUCCCACGGUUCAAAAUGGUUCUAGAAAAAUCGGAAACUUCACGAAUUUCGAAAGUUAUCUUAGAAAGAAACUGCAAGUUGGGCUUAAACUGCUCGAUGAAGCUCUUAAGAAAUACAGUAAUAAUAGUUGACCUUAACUUUUAAGA